Messenger RNA from Porites lobata, 17664 nucleotides. NCBI's taxonomy places the organism in Eukaryota, Metazoa, Cnidaria, Anthozoa, Scleractinia, Poritidae. The record is from the annotation of a GenBank genome assembly.
GGCCAAGUUAGCUAGAGAUGCGCUGUGUCUCCUUUUCUUAUCUUCAAAGGGCUUCCUGGCUCUACACCCUAAAGCGUUCCCUUUCAGUUUAUUGCUGUAGACCAGAUAGACUUCCAUGGGUCCCUACACAAGGCAGUGCAUGCCAAGCUAGCUUAACAAGGUCCCUUAGAAUGUAUGCUCCCAUUAGAUGCCUAGGUUAGUUUUUUUCAUAUCAUUAUUUUCUUGAAUUCUUUAAAUAAUAUUAAUAAGAUAGAACUUGAAACUUUCACUUGCAUGAAGAAUAAGCAUCAUUAAAUUUCAUCAGGGUUGUCAUUAAGAUCCCGGGGCUGGGGAUUUCCGCCAGCUACUUUCAUAGGAAAGAAGAAGAAAAAUAGAACCAAAAGAAAUCUCUAGCUGUUUGAUUCCCCACCUAGACUUGUUGUAUUUACCCAGAGACUUGAGAUCUUAGUGACAUCCCUGUUAAUUUAGGUCUUGUUUUUAUUACAUUUAGAAACGACAUGGCUACUAACACUUCUCUCUUGUAACAGCUGAUGGGCCUUUGAUGUACACCUCAGAAAAGGAGGGAAAUGAUGAAACUGGUGAUGGUUCUUUACAGAAACCUUUCAAAACAGUAAUGCAGGUAUUGUAAUACUGAAAUGAUAAACAAAAUUGGUUGCUAGCCCUGUUUUUCAUCAGAGACAAUGAGAAUCUACCUUAUUGGUGCCUUAUUUCGCGGAUACUUAAUUUUGCAACUUUGGCGACUGUGGAGACAGUAUUUCAUGGUUUAUUUUCGGGAUUUAUACGUUCUCAACUUCAUUUUCUUUUUUUAAAAAGUCUGAACCUUUAAGAAAAUUAGAUAAACUGGAACAAGCAAUGUGUGAAAUCUUUGGAAACUAAUCUUAUUUCACAAUGGAAGAUACAAAAUGGAUCUUACCAGUAAAACUAGAAAGCAAUUUGUGUUUGUCAAGACCUACCAUUGCUAUUACAUUUAAAUUGUUAUUUGAAUUCUCUAUACGGGUAUUAAAUUCUGCAUGCUUUUAAUUUCACGAGGAUUUAUUUUUGCUGAUCUUUAAUUUUGCGAUUUUCUCAUAAUCGCAAAAAACACGAAUAAUUAAAGACCCGCGAAAUUAAGUACCAGUAAGGUAGGUUAACAUGACAACAGGUUUGACAACACAUUUUUACCAACAACUGGGUUUUACUGUAAAAUUCGAUAAUAAGCCCCUCCGCCCCCAAACUGUAGAAAGGCAAAAACCCUCCGUCAAAUCGCCCCUCGAAUAUGUUCCAGGGAAGUACCCUUACAAAGCAAAACAAAGAAAAAAAGUAAAAUUUUUUCAACAAUACUGAUUUUAAACUGCUGCUUCCAAAAAUAAGCCCUGGGUUUGAAAAACAUCUUAUUUUGUAAUCUUUGUAAGGGGUUUUAGGAAGGCUUUUAUACAGAGGGUCUUAUAAUCAAGGGGGCUUAUAUCUUGAAUAGAAAACUUGCUUCAAAACAAGCUAUGGUAGAGUUUGUUGAUUUUUAAAAAAAAGUUUUCCAUUUACUGGUCUUUAAAUUACACCUCAAAAAAUCAUUACAAAUCAAAUCAAGAAAAGAAAAGCUAGAGGGGGGCUUAUAAUCAGAUGAUUUUUUGUUCACUAUAGUCAAUUAGAUGGGCCUAUAACAGCGUGCAAAGAAAGUCGUGUCCGACAGCCCAGGGCUAGUGGAUUUUGCGAUCGGGCUAGUGAAUUUGUGCUUAACUUACCCGACGGGCAAGCGAAGAUUUUUCGGAGAAUUAAAAUUACAAAAGUACUGGUUGUAAAUACAGCAUGAACCUCUAUUUUAGUAUGGACAUUUUCCCAAGAGGUUAACUAUUAAUAUGUAGUUUUUAGGAUUGUGUUCAAAGAAAAAUGUUUGUCUGUUAUUUGGAAAAACAUUACUUUUUUCAUUCUGUACUAGUGUGUGACCAACUUAUAGUUUUUUCGGUUAUUUAUUGCUUUUUUGUUAAAUAACUACAGCUGAUUGUAAUGAAUAAAUGAAGCCAGUAUUUUUUUUAACUUACAGUGUAAUUAAGAAAGGAAUAAUUAAUAAUUAUUUUUUCAUUCUGCUCGUGACAAUUUUUUUUCGGGCUGGUAAAAAUGAUUUUCGGGCCAGUAGAUGUUAGUUACAGCUUGCCCGAAGCCAAGCUGUAAAAUUAACUUUCUUUGCACCCUGCUAUAACAAGGGGGGCUUAUAAAUUUGGGGGGUUUAUAGGUGGCAGUUUUUGGUAUUCAUAGUGCCAAGUUUGGUGAAAAGAGGUUACAUCAAGAGUAUGCAGAAAGCAUAGUAUUAAUUAAGGAAUAUGUUUUUGUGAUUUUGUUUCAUAGGCCUUACGUACCUCUGAAGGGAAGGAACCUUUACCUCAGAUUAUGGUGGAUGGCAAAGAUGAAGGAGAGGUACGAUGGUGAAUUUUCAAAUUGUAACAGUUUUGAGUGGCAGUAUUUGUCAAAUUCAAGGUUCCAAAAGGCCUUUCUGUCGUAGGUUUUAGUUCACAAAUGAAUUUCAGGUUAAAAUGGUUUCAACCCAGCUUGAUUCUCAAGUUUCGCUGCUUCCUAACCAUUAUUAUUCAUGACUAUGAGUAGUAAUUGUUAGGGUUAAGAAGCCAAGGAACUUGAGAAUCAACCUAAAGUGUAAGUUGAUACCAUUUUUACCUGAAUUUCAUAAUUUGACCUACCAGUUUUACAUAAACUAUUAAAAUAAAUUUUAAUUUAAUGGCUGAUUAUGCAUAUUUGCCUCCCGUUAAAGCAUAUUAUUCUCCCCCCACCCCACCCCUCCUACGUACAUGUGUACAUGUAUGAGCAGUGUAAGGUGGUCAGUGUAGCACAGUAAAUUAUGCAUCAACUCCAGCCAUUUUUUCUUACAUAAUUUGUACAUGUCAGUUGUGUCAUAUAAUCAUGAUUAUUAUUUCAGAGAUACGAAAAGCUUGCAAAGGCCCAGCUAAAGAAACUGAGCAAACUUUAUGCUCAAGAGAAAAAGAAAUCUGAAGACAGGGAGAAAAAGGAGGUUAGUGUAGAUUAAACCAAGGUUGUGGACCUUUCUGUCUCUGAUAAUCAGUUUAGGAGAGGUGUGAUGUAGUUCCAGCCUUUGGACAAAUAUCACAAUGUUAUGGCUUUGAGGUGAAACUUCUUUGAUGUUACUUUUGAGUAGACAUUAAUUUUGUCACUAGAAUUGCUUUUUUUACAAAAUUAAAUUUGGGGCUUUAAAAUACAGGUAAUCUGGAAUCUUUUGCUCUUAUAAGUAACAUAAAGUACAAUGGAAAAUCCUAGAUGGGUUAUAGUCCAUCACAAGGUUACCCCCAGCUGUAUUUCGUUUAAUUUUUCCUUGCUUAUGUAACUUUUUUUUUGACCUUCGCCCACCUGCCCCCAUAACUUUUCUAAUGGUCCAUCCCUUACUUUCAGAUUAUUAUAGCCAACCAUCGUGGGUGCUACAUUUGGGUUGUUACUAUUAUGAUUUAUGCCCUAAUUUCUUUUGUUUUGUUUUUUUUUAAGGCUGAAAAGGCUCAACAGAGGGAAAAGAAUCUUGAAGAGGCUAAGAAAAUUACAAUAAAAGAAGACCCAAGUUUGCCCCCUGCCCAGAGAGUAAGUUCUUCACCGAUCAGUAUCUUUGGCCAGGUUGAAGUUGCCUGUUAUUAUUUUGUUCUAACUAGAAAAUACAAUGUAGAUGUAAUCUAGUGCAUACUGAUAUAACUGACUCUUAUACUGAAUUCAAGGCAGGUCUUGAUUCUCAUUUGCGUUGUAUCACAGAUAGGAAUAAAAGAUUCAGUGACACAUCGUGACCAGAGGGUAAAGGUGUUUGGCUGGGUGCACAGGCUUAGAAGACAAGGCAAAAAUCUGAUGUUUUUAGUUCUUAGAGAUGGAAAUGGUUUCCUUCAAUGUGUUCUGUCAGAUCAACUGGUAAGCAUUCGCAAUUUAUUUUAACAGAUCAGUAGCUUAAAAUGGGCAGCGGGAAUGGGAAAAUGAACCAUGAAAUGAUACAUGAGAUAUGGGUGUUAAAAUUUGAAAUGUGUGAUGAUCGAAAUCAGCGGAAGGUGGAUAAAAGGUGGGAAAUCAGACUUUUUCUUUUUACUAAACAGAAUUUUGAAGAUAAUAUAUUAUAACUGGGGCCCUUAUAAUACAAUGCAAAAUUAGUUAUUAACAUAUGUACCUCAGAUUUUUAUUUAGCAAAAAUUGCAUAAGUCAUGUUUACCUUUCUUUUUCAAUUUUAAGUGCCAGACUUAUGAAGGUGUAACACUAUCUACCGAAGCAUCUGUAUGUCUUUAUGGUGUCAUCAAAGCACUUCCAGAAGGAAAAACAGUAAGCAUUCUUGUUUUCUAUUGUAGUUGUUUAUGAUAAUGAUGGUUACAUUGGCUGUUUUGCUGUAAAAGAAUAAUAUUAUUGGUAGAUACAAUAAAUGUUGAGGUGCAUAUAAAGGAUAUUACAUGGCCGUGUGGAGAUACAAACUUUCUCUUUGAGUGUUGAAAAAUAUUUCACGAGUGAGCGCAGCAAACACGCGAAAGCUCACCUGGUAUUUCAAGUGGGGUUUAUAUAGUAAAAUGAGGUAGUUAUGUUUUAAAUUCUGUCAAGAGAUUAGAAGUCAGCUUUUUGCAUUAUAAUUAUGUUUUAUUGUCCAGGCUCCAGGAGGACAUGAAAUGGCCGUGGACUACUGGGAACUAGUAGGAGAAUCCCCUGCUGGUGGCGUUGACAAUCUUGUGAAUGAGGUUGGUUAAUCUGAAAGCGAUAAACUCUCUGUUGUGGCACACUGAAAUAUAACAUAAACAGCCCCCUUCAAUAUCACCCUUUAAGCCUUAAGAGUGAUCAUGAGAAUAAAAAUAAUUUCUCCAUGUACAUGUAAUACCAGUGCUUCAAAUUGACCACUCCAGAAAAUGCCAUAACAUACAUGUACCAUAGUGCUCUUUGUUUGUCACCCCAAAAUUUUGCAUAAACAUUGUCUUCAGUUUCUCUUGGGAGUUAAAAUGGCCCCAAGAGGAACUGAAAACAAUGCUUAUGCAAAAUUUUGGUGUUACAAACAAACAGCAUUUCGGUCUGUUAUGGUCUUUUCUGGAGUGGUCAACAGCAGAGGGAUCACAAGGGUUUUAUCGAACGUAAGAUGACAUUUUAACAACUUUUCUCCACUUUCCACUGUCUUUCUUUUAGUUUUCUUCUCAAUUUCAGCUUCAUUUGUGCUUUUUUUUUAGUUAUAAGAACUGAUUGUGUUAUAACAAAACAUUUUUUCUGCUCUUUUAAGGAAUCUGCUAUAGAUACUCAGCUUGAUAACCGGCACAUCAUGCUCAGGGGAGAUACAGUAAGACGGUUUAUGUUGCAUUUAAAUCUUAUACUGCUCAAAAACUAGUAUUUUAAUUGACCCUAGGAAUUAUAAUAACAACCUGAGUAUUGGUUAAAAUGCAUUAGUACACUUAUUGUACAACUGUAGGUAAAAAAAAAACAAGAAUUAAAUGGAAAUGGCUCCAACUACAGAAUUAUGUGCAGAUCUUUCAGUUACUGCACUGGCCUGAAUGCUGUGACUAAAAUUUUGUACAAAAAACUGAGCAAGCAAGAAGCUAAGCCAAAAUAUUAUGUUUUAAUGUAUUUGCCUGGUCAGAGGCAAGUAAUAUUAUCAGCUCUUUUUACUACCUAUCAUAGAAUUUUGAUGAUGUGGGGUAUUUGUCAAGUUACAUGUACCUGUAGUUCCCCAUAAUUAAUUGUGCAACACAACUCCACUUGUACUUCACUGCAGCUGUGACUUAAUUUUCAUUAACACUUGGUGGUAAUUUAUUCUAGAUUUCAAGAAUCCUGAGAAUGCGAUCUACUGUUACUCAGUGGUUAGUUGUCUUGCUCUUACAAAAAUAAAUACUCAUUUUGAUAUUGUUGAUCUACCUUAUCCCAAAAAUAUAUUACUUGUCUGACUCGCGUGAAAAUGAAAAUGUGUAGCACCAAAGAUCAGUAGCAUGACAACUUUAUCUGUAGCUUAAAAAUGAAACUUGUGUUGCACAUUAUUUUUUUUCAACCACGGAGCAUACAUGUACAGUAUUUGAAUUUAUGAAAUCUGGACAAAAUAUAUCAUUAUAUUCCUAGACUUUCACUCAACUAAACAGGGACCUCCAUUGGUUGAUUCUUGGUCACAUGACCUUGACUAAAAUCAAAUCUCUGACUGCAUUUUCCUCUUUUCUUUUUCAUUCUUUUAUUGACUUUUAGUUUUAGAGACCAUUAUUUUGAUCACAGUUAUGUUGAGGUAAGAAAUUACAUUACAUUUAACUCUUGCCUUGCAAUACCCCUGCAGCUCAUAGAGAAACCUUAAUGAUAUGGACAGUAGCCAAAUUCCCAGCAAAAAUAAUGAUUCACCAUUUUUUGACUAAAAUAAAUUCCAGCUAUUCCAGAAUUCGAAUCUCCUUACUGAGGACACUAACUCAUAUAUGGUCCUGAAAGCAUUGGCAGUAAUAGGAGUUUGACUGUAACAAUAUUGUGACUUUUAAUUAAAUACCAUAAAUGAUCUAAAGACUAAUGUAAACCCUCUCAUAGAUGAACGUCUCUUCUGCAUGACACUUGCUCCAAAAUGCUAGCUAGGAAAUAGUAAAAUAAAGGAAAAUCAUUCAAUUUAUUUAGAUUCUCCCUUGAUUAACAAGAUUUUGUGCAUUGCUUCUUGUUCACUGUCAAGUUCAAAUUAAAGAUUCAGACAUCGAAGUUGAGAUUAAAAAAAAGGCUUGGCGCACGCUACUGGUGUACACGAGCGUAACACCGUGCCUUACGCACGAUUCGCGCUCAAGAAAAGGCACGGUUUUUGUGCCAAAGCACGGGAAAAAAACAUGCAAAGGCACAGAUUAGGCACACUUUAGGCACAGUUAAGGCACGUUUUAAAUAUUGCUAAGGCACACUUUAGGCACAGUUUGGGCACAGUUUUGGCACGGUUUAGGCACGGUUUGGGCACAAAUAUUCAACGCUGGGCACUUUUUUGAAAAUCUUUGUAACCCGACUUGCAAAAAAGAACAAACUUGGUACGAAUUACAAAAAUAAUUCAGAUCAAACACGAUACAGUUAGAAGUAUAGGAACUGUAAGUUUUGAGCCGCGCCGAAAGUCUGGAAAAUUAAAGUAUUCUUCGACAGUCCGUGUUUACUCCGAGGAUAAAGUGGAAAUUCACACGCGAUAUAUGCGGUCUGAACCUUUUCGAUUGCCAUGCAAUUUUAUAGACUCGCUUUCUUUCGUUUCUAAAAGCUAAAGAAGUGAGGCACAAAAAUAUAGCCAAUAAAACCCGUAGAAAAUACUUUUUGCGAUCGCGGUAAAAUUGGCCUGAAUUUGCAUAACAACAUGAAAAGUACAGAGUGGUAAUUUGAAACCUUCAUGCCAACGCGUGUUAUUUUGAAGUACAAAAUGCGGCUGCUUUUUAAAAAUAUUUCUCUAACUAAAAAAGUAGGAUUUACACUGUAGUAAAAUAAUUCAAGCUGCUUGUUUGUUUUUGUUUUCUGGCUCUGUUAGCAAAUUAAGCUUUGAUCGUAUAAUAAUCGAUGAGACGUGCCAUUUAUUUCAUCAAAACUCAUCGGCGUGCAAUCAAUUUUUUCGUUUUCAUUUUAUAAGUCAUAUCACAAGUAAAUUCUUUUUUUGAAUGCAAAUCUGCCCUCCUGAAAAAAACAAAUAUUUCGUUCCAACUAAACGCUCCAUUAAGAAGGGGAGAAGAAACCUACUUGGAAAUUUUUUAACAUCGAUGAAAUUAGCAUAAUAUCAACAAUGUAAUAUUUUUGCAUGCUGAGCACUUACUUUAAAUACGCUAACCUGUUUAAGAUUCCAUUUUCCUGUUUGUCGGGGCUUUCCCUGCUGUCUCUAAUCGUAUUCUGAGUCAUGUUAUUUCUUAUUAGGGGAUAAAAAGGUCGUCAGACCGUGUUUCUAGACUUCGUAAACCUCAAAACUGACAUAAUUGCCGUGCGCCCUUUUCGUUCGCUAUGGAGCUCGAUAGGCUGGACACGAUUUUCCGAGUGACUCAAUAUUUUGGCACAACUUGUGCACAGAUUAGGCACAGUUUGGGCACAACUUAGGCAUGGCUUAGGCACGUUUUUCAAAACUAAAAUGCACACUUUAUGCACAUCUUAGGCACAUUCUAGGCACAAAAUCUUUAUGCCAAAGCACACUCUAGAAUCCGAUUUUCGGUCCAACGCACGGUUUACUUAAUUUUCACGUUAAAAAAUGCUGUCUAACCUUACAUAUUUGAUCUUAGCGUAAAAAUGGGUUUCCAAUUCUUAACAGUUAGUCUAUAAGGAAAAUUUAACUUAUGAGCAUUCAAAAAUUAUUAUUUCUUCUCUUAACAACAACAGAAAGUCAAUGAAAAGCAAUCUUUUAAAUUGACGUUCGCGCUGCACAGAGAUCGUAUGUAGACAGAACAUCUUUCUGAAAACGCCCUAAACUUUGUUGUUUUGCCAUUAUGUUCAGUAAUUUUUAAUACAGUUAGUACUCAUAAGUCACUGACCUCUUCGGAGAAAUUUUUCCAAAGUACCAUUAACAGAAACAGAGAAAUCCACAAUAUGCGUGGUUAGACUGUAAAUGUUACGCGAGCUGUUAAAAAAUGGUCCCAUUUUGAGCCAUAUUUUUCAUAUUUCAAUUUUAUUUUGGUCUUACAGCCAGGAAAAAAAUACUCAAUGAAAAGCUGUUUAUAAACUUUAACUUCUUGCCAAAUAUCGAUGCGAUCUGAGUUUUAAUAAGUUCAUAAGAGCCAAACGAUGUGAGAUUCUUAGCCGUGUACACCAGUAGCGUGCGCCAGGCCAAAAAAUAAUGAAUCUUAAAUGACAUAGCGGUAUCAAUGGAUGGAGUGGUUAGUCUGCUAUUUAUAUACUGUGGUUUUCACCUAAAGUAUUAUAUUACAGUUUUGUUGAAUUUGUUACAAUUAUGAGAAUAAAUUCCUCUCUCUUUUGCGUGUAUAAACUCAUCUUAUCUAUUUAACUCCCUUGCUCGGGCUUCUAAAAUUAAAUAGAUGCCUGGGGCAUUUAUUUGAGCAUUUAUGAUAUUAUUAAAGUUACUACAGUAAACUGGUGGUGAGAGAAAAUUUCUCAUACACUUAUAUCUUAAAAUUCUUGCUGGAGUCAACUCUGCGCUGUCUGCAGAGCCAUUUAUCAUUAUUUUUCUUAAUGCACUGUUUUAUUCAUUCACAGGUCACUCCACCCACAAUGGUCCAAACACAAGUUGAAGGAGGUUCUACUCUCUUUGAAUUUAACUAUUUUGGUGAAAAAGUAAGUGUUCAUUUUUUUUUUUUUUUUGAUAAAGUAAGUACAGUUUUAUGGAAGCGGUGUAAGUUGCUAAUCCUCUCUGGGGUACAUGUACCAACAUCUCACUUCUAAGAAGCUUGUGAGUGCAAUGAGUAUGUUCAUGAAAGGUAUCUUUGUAGCAAAGUGGAGAUUCAUAUGGCUAACCCUCUUUGUAAUUUUGCAGUUUUUGAAUUUCAGUUUUACAUGUACGUGUUUGUUAUUCUUGUUGUUGUUGUUAGUUUUAGUGUUGUUUUUAAUUUACUGGUACUGACAUUUUGUUAAGUUUCCAAUAAUCAUUACAACCAUUGUGACUGUAUUAUUCUUUAUGAAGGCCUACUUGACGCAGUCCUCCCAGCUGUACCUGGAAACACUCUUGCCAUCACUGGGUGAUGUAUUCUGUAUAGCACAGUCAUACAGGGCAGAGCAGUCACGCACUAGGAGACAUCUAUCAGAGUAUGUCUGUUGUCCUUACUUUACUGAAGCCUGCACGAAAGGCAUCCAAGGGUUAUGGGAGGAGGGGAAAGGGAUAGGGGAUUAGGGAGAGAGGAAAAAGCUCCCUUUCUCUUUUCCCUUUUGCAUUUCUUCUUUUUUAUUUCUCUCCCCUGGCACCCCCCUCUCCUUUUUAAGCCUGCCACUCAGGCUAACUUUUCUGCCACAACAGCUCCAAAGUAAGCCGAUGACUUUCCUAUAUGGAGUGGUUCUACAUUCAUCAAUGAAAUAUAUUUAUACAUGUGUAAUAUGGAUGAAAAGUGAAAGUACAAGUUGGUAUAUGAUAUCAAAAGCUAUAAUUCAAACAAACAAACAAAAGCACAAUCAAACAAAUGCAAUCUAAUCUAGAUUCGGCCUUAGUUUUAAAUAAUUUAAAAACUUUUCUCGCAAAUGUUUUAACAUUAGUCUUAAGUUUGAUGUCAUUUGGCAGACUGUAGAAUAACUUGGAGGCUGGAUCUCGAAAAGUUCCUGUUUCAGGAGACAUGACCAGUUGCAAUAUAGCUUUUGCAUGUAGAUUCCUGGUAGUUUGACAUCUCUCCAUAGUUAAAUAGCUCGGCCAGUCGAGUAUCAUAUAGGGCUGUAUGGGUUGUCCUUAAUAGAUGAAAUUGGUUUCUCUCCUUAACAGGGAGCCAUCCAAACACAAUAGCAUCAGCCAUUUUUGUGUAACGGUUGAUAACAAAACUUGCAACGCAUCUUUGAACUGGCUUAAUUUUGCUUCAAGGUAUUGCGGUAGUGGAUACAAUACAGGAUUCUGUGUUUUUUCCUGAUUUCAGAUAUACUCAUGUAGAAGCAGAAUGCCCCUUCAUUUCAUUUGAUGAUCUCCUAGACAGGAUAGAAGACUUGGUACAAAUUUUUAUUUAUUUACUGUUUUUAUUAUUAUUUUUUCCUUUUGAGUUUUCCACCUUAAUUACUGGUCUGUGGCUUUUAUUUCCUGUCCAAUGAAUAAUGCGUAAUUAUGGUUGCGCUGAUCAAAGCUUUGUUUAAUAAAAUUAUGAUAGAGAAUGAGGUUUUAUCAACUAACUUAAGCAAGGCUCAAAGCUUCCGUUAUAGAAACCAUGAUAUAAACCGAGUUAAUAGCGCCAAACUUAUAUUAUGUUUUUCUUCCCCUCAGACUAAGCCCUAUAUUUCCCAUAGAAAUAAACGUUCAAAGUAUACCCCUUUAUCCAUUUUUUUUUUCCAUUCCAGGUUUGCGACGUUGUUGAUAGAGUUCUGAAGUCUCCCCAUGCAGAAAUACUCAAGGAACUGAAUCCGGUGUGUAAUACCCAGGGCUUAUUAUUAUGUUUAGAGUGUAAUUAUUUGUCUUAAAUUUAUCACAAGCAAAAUAAAGGAAAAGAUGGUGGCUCACAUUUAUCUUAUACAUCUACUAUAUACCUUCGUUAAGUUUUAAAUAAUCAUUUUAGAUGUACAUCAGCUACACCCAUCUCUGGUAAAAGUGGCCAAGUUUUCGUUAAUUUUACGUUACUCAAACUGCAACCUCCUUAGAAAGUAAGAGAAAGUAAAGUUGGUAGAGGGUUGGGGUGUUACAAUUCUCCAUUGAACCUUAGCUUGGUAAAUACAGUUUCUUCUUGUCGCUCCAAUUUUGGCCCAGCAGUUGCUGAUUAUCUUGUCGGUAAAAUCUAAAACUUAUUUAAUACAUACUUUGAUAAUUAGGUUAUACUAUGAUAUAAGUCUGUAGUACUCUUAAUUGUCCGGCCAGCUGGAACAUCGAAAAAAUUUUCCAUCUUUGUUGUUAACUUAACUUUUCUUUGUUGCCAAAUAAAGUGCUGUUGGUAAUGACUUUACCUCUAAAAAAUUUCCUGUAAUUUGGUACAAAUUUCGAGUUGUCGAUUCACUAUUAUGAUAAUUUAUGUAUUUUUCCAUCAUUAUAAACUGUCUUUUAGAAUUUCAAGCCUCCAAAGAGACCUUUCAAGUAAGUUCAUCGAGUGCUGUCAAUUGAAUAUCCAGGUUUCUUUGUACUCGGAGUUCUCAGAGAACUCACUUCACAGCCACCAUUUAUUUUAUUUUGUCGCAGGAGAAUGAACUAUUCUGAUGCUAUCGUGUACUUGAAGGAGCACAACAUCAAAAAAGACGAUGGAACGUUCUAUGAAUUUGGAGAGGUAUGAUGUAAUGUUACAUUGACCACGUCUUAGUUCUUACCACACAUGUCAAAUACAGAUAUGUCUUCAGAUUUCGUGUGUUGCGACUGCACUCUCUCCAUUAAAUGGAAAAUUCUCCGUGUCAACGAAUUAAUAUUAAAAUUUAAGAAAGAAACUUUAGAUUCCAAUUCGGUAUGAACAAAUAAUUGUAAUGCAAAUUUUUUAAAAAAAUUGCUGCUUACCACCAUUUUGAAUUUUGACCACAUAUUUUGUUACCAUGGCAGCAUGCAGGAAAUUCAAAAUGGGGAAAAUAGCCAAAAUUUUUAUCUGCUACAUUAAAAUUUUGUUUCAAUUUUAAUAUACAAAAUACAACUACAGUGAAACCUGUAUUAAGUGGACACCGUAUUAAGCGGACACCCUCUAUUAAGCGGACAGUAGCCGAAGUCCCCAAAUUUAUUUCCCUUAUUUACUUUAAAUGAAACCUUUAUUAAGCGGACACCUCUAUUAAGCGGACGCGGACACCUAAAAAGUACCUAAAAAGGGCCAUUUCUAUUGUUGCCAACCUGUAUUAAACGGACACUUGUAAUUAAAUUCCACCACCCAACAUGCCAGACACCGGAAAUGCGAAAGAUUGCCUCGAAUAGCCACCCACAAAUUUUUCGAUUUUUACAUUGAAAAACGUGACUUGACGAACUUAUUUGAUUAGUUUUCACAGUACAGGAUUGUUUUCUAUUUCGUUUUGUUUGUAUAGAGCUUGUUUCACUCAUCUGAUUUCUUCAAAUUUGAGUUGCAAUCCAUGUUUAUGGUACUAUAGUCAAUUGGUUCACUUUGAUAAAGAAAUUAAUGCAAACGUCUAUCGUCAUAGUCUCUGGGAGUAUUAUAAACGCUUCCACUAUUCAUUUGAAUGGCAUUUGACACCUCAUAUGACGUUAUAUAUCGAAACCUGUAUUAGGCGGACACCCUGUAUUAAGCGGACACUACAGCAUUCCCCGAGGGUGUCCGCUUAAUACAGGUUUCACUGUAGUCUUCAGUAAAAGGAUUCCCAAUCUUAAUUUUCACCUGUUGUUGUUGUUAUUGUUAAGGGAGGGGGCAAAAUCAAAUUAGAACAAAAUUAAUGUCAAUACUCUAUUUUUGUCUGCUGAUUUUGGACUCUUCUUUUUCUCUUGCAGGACAUUCCUGAGAUGCCUGAGCGAAAAAUGACAGAUCAAAUCAACGAGGUACUCGAACUUGGGUUUCUCAAUACGUCAUUUUAAUAGGCUUGCUUAUUGAUCCUUGAUUAUAUUAUUUUUCAUAACCUAGCCAAUCCUGCUGUGUCGUUUCCCUACGGAAAUUAAGUCCUUCUACAUGUUCAGAUGUCCAGAAGAUAAGCGUGUCACGGAAUCGGUAAGUACAUAACCCCCCAUGCUAUGAUCGUCAUCAAAAGUGUUGGGAAGGCUGCUACUUUUUUCUCUUUUUUGCUUCUUCCCCUCACCCCUGGCCCAAUGUCGUGUGCGUAAUUGUCAACUCCUGAUAACUCGAACCUUCUAGGGAAAUCGAAAAGGUUAUCGAGAGUUCAAAGCAAAUAAGCAAAUGGAUGGGGUGGGGGGGUUCAUGAAAGUGUCAUGCACACUUCACUUCAGGGGCAGCGAGAGAUUAAUGAUUAAUAUUUUUGAAAAGGAGUUAAGAAACAAAUCUUGAUUAAUGUACAGAUAUGGACAGGAAUUUGAUAUGCAGUAACAAAAAAGUGAAGACAAAGAAUUGACGCGGUUGUUUUGGAAUAAAUUCAAUGUUUCGGAGUUCUGUACAAUGUUUUAUUCUCCGACUUGUUACCACCUUAACACAUGGUUCGAGUCACCAAGGGUAAAGUUAUAUAAAAAUGAUCUGAAGGGAAACAGAAAGUACUUCGAGUUUGCGGGAGCUUCGAGUUAGCGAGGGUUCGAGUUACCUUGGGUAAAAUUAUAGUAAAUGUAUGAAGGAAAUCCAAGGGAAGUCGACUUUGGUUCGAGGUAGCUCGAGGUUCGAGUUAUCGGGAGUCGACUGUACUGUUAAGUUGUACAACCUUCCCAACUACUUUUGUCGUGGAUUGUAGUUUGUAACUGAAGUUAUGGCAGCCAUCGCAUAAAAGGGCUUCCUGACGAGAAGUGACUUCUUUAGCGCAGAAGAUACAAUGAAAACUUUCCAUAACUAGUUGUCGACUGAUCGUGAAGCUAAGUUGAAUGAAAUGAACAGAACUUGCAGCCCUUUAUAUACUGUAGUGCCCAGUAGCAGCGGAUCAAAAUCACAGCAAUGUGAUUGGUAGUCGAUUAGAUACGGCACCACUGAUUUGUCGUUUUCCACUAAAUAGGUGAUAACUAACUCUAAUUAAGAUAACAAUAGCGCGCGCGUGUUUCCUACGAGGUAAGCUGUAUGAAACAAAACCCGCACCGAACCACACGCGUGUAAGCGAAGAGGACGAACAAUUAUCCUAAAGGACUAGGUUUAAAUAAAGGAACUUCAAAAUGGCGGUCUGUUUGUACCCAAUCGACUUGUCUGUCCAUUUGAUUAAGAAAUAUACUUUAGCGGUUAAUAAGCUGUGAGAGUUCACAUCCAAUAAUUUACGCAUACAACGAGUAAGUAAUGUAGUAUUCUGAAUCGUGUAAAUGUUUGUAACGUUAAAUUUCAGACCCAAUAAUUUAGGCAUAACGUUAGUAUUCUGAACUGUACAGUCAAAACGUAGGUUGACAUAUCAAUGUUUAUAACGUUUGCGAAUUGACUUCUAAACGAUUGCGAACUGACUUCUACACGUUUGCGAACUGACCAGAGACGUUUGCGAAACGACCGUUAGCGAAACGACUCGUUGGCGAAACGACCGGUUUCCGAACAAAAGCCUUUUCCUUUGCUGGGAAGUAAACUCUUUCCAUGCAAAUUCUGCGAAAAAAAUAUAUUGUUUUGCCACCUUAUCGCGUGGUUGCAAACAAACCAAGAUUGUUGAGAAAUAUGUUUAGUGUGUUGAAUUUGCCAACGUUUCCAGAAAAUGAGCAGAGGAGAAAGCACCUUGUAGUACGUAAUUUAUUGCCAGCACUUAUCUCCAAUCCUGGUCACUGAGUGCGGUCACAUAACCAAAGGGAACUAAAAAUGCUGAUAGUGGAUUUUCAAAAACUUUGCUGUAUUAAUAGAAAGAUUAAGCUUGACGUAAACAGCAAACGUCAGAUUCAGGUUGAGAAUUUCUCAAAAUAGAGCAUGAGAAAUAAUGAACAGUGAACGACAAGUAAAGGGGAAACUUGGUCACGUGGUGCAAAUUCGCGGUUACCGUUUGACCUAAACAUGAUGCUUAACCUCUCUAAUACCCCUGGUGGUGGUUACUGCGAGCAGUCAAUUAAGUCCCAAACUGAGAGGCGUUCUCCUUUGUAUUGUAGCAACUAGAACAAACUCUAAAACGUUGAUUCUCUGUUUCUAGGUCGAUCUAUUGAUGCCUGGUGUUGGGGAGAUUGUUGGUGGGUCAAUGAGGAUGUGGCAUUAUGUAAGUUUGUUGUUUCUUUAGCCAAUAUCUUGUUCAUUGUCCAUUUUAAAGUUUCAUCUGAGACUCGAUCCGUGUUGACAGUUGUACCCAAUUACACUUCGAGACUUUUAACGGGGUUCGAAUCUAGACCCAAUUUCCUGGGCAGCCUUGUAAUUCCCACUUUCGCAUUCCCCAUAAUACUAACUUUUUUGGUAAAAAAAGGGAAAAUGAAACUUUCCAGGGUGUCUUUUUUUUAGAACACGCAUAAAAAACUUUAAGUUAAAUCUCGUACUCCUACUCGUUCUCGUCCUCAAAUCUGAAGCUCUCUAAUAUUCUAAAGUACUACAGUGAAACCCAGUCUUACAACCAGGCUUUUGCACCUAUCAAUGUAAAGCUUGCGGGGGGGGGGGGGGGGUAUGGGGGGGAUUUGAUUGUCUUUGUUGAUCUAUUCUUGUUCUUCCUGGGGAGGAUAUAUUUCAAUCUUUCUUCGCCCGAAGUGCUCUGGGAUCAAUUGAACGUUUCAAGAUCUUUUAUUGCGGUAUCAAAGUAACCGGAAGCUUUAUUUUCAAAACGGAAAACUCCUCCAGGUUGAAAACCAGCAGGGAGGGUUAAUUUUCAAGAGACCUUUGACCUGAGAAAGAUAAAACAUUUACGAUUUUGGAUCUGUUUUAUUUUCGUGACCAUGUUUGUAGAUAAUGUCAGUAAUCAAGAACAAUGCGUUAAGACUUUUAAAAAUAAAUUUUAUUUGGUACCAUUCACAAAAGAACCUAACGUCACAUUUUUAUACAUGAUCUUAUAAAUCCAUGGGACAUAAGGUUAAUGCUUAAGUUUUUUAAAUGAACACAAUGCUGUACGAGACUUAAAUUUUUUGAUACUUUUGUCGCAUUUCAAUAAAAGAUUUCAGUUAUUGCUUAGUGCGGAGGUAGGGAAAUUUUUGUUCCUUUGACUGGAAUAAUUUGCCCGUGGGCGUAGAUUGUCAAGUCCUCCAGCCCUUUUCUUUUCGAAAGGGUGCUAAUUCUCAUCUCUUCAACUAUGUUUUGCGCUAUUGCUAUUUCAGGAUGAGUUGAUGCAAGGAUACGAACGAGAAGGAAUCGAUCCAACGCCUUACUAUUGGUACACUGACCAGGUAUGUUACGAACCUACGAAUUUGUUAGAUCAAGCAACCAUUGUUCGUGUUUGUUACUUAAGGAAGUUAUUGUGAGCGACCAGAGGAGCCCACAAUCCUAAUCUACAGGUUGCUUUUACGCAUGAGCGGAACGUAUGUAGUUGGCAUUUGUUAAAGCAUUUGGGCUUUGACUAAGAAUGAAUGGAGUGCAUUGAACCCAAUCUGAUGAAGCGCGUUUGGACCUUCUAUCACUCGUAAUCUGAUUACGGGCGUUUUGUUCUUCUAUCACAUGAAACUUUCGCAAAGCACACCACAGAAGUCGUGAGCGUUUUUACCUUCGAUCUAUCUCGCCUGCGCUCCAUAAAGUUUGGUUUUUACUAACAGUAAGCCAAUUGUUUCUUCGCACUAGUAAGCCAAUCAGAGCUAAGUAAAUGCAAGCAGCGGGAGCUAGUUGCGGGAAAACGCACGCAACCUGGUCAGAAUUGUUUUGGUUUCAUCACGGAUUGGUUACAGAGAAGUGCCAUGUGAUUUUCAGCCAAUCUCAGAGUGCAACAAUUCGAUACCAAAACACUGUUAAACCAUUCACAGUUAACUUGUUUUCCCGCGUGCGAUUGGUGACGUCUAUUUCCGGGGCCUAUUUCCCUUUCGUAAACGGUCUUUACCAUUUUUUACGGACGAUGCCACCCCUGUUACCUAACGACGACGGCGACGAGAACGGCAUAAAAUCAAUAGGUUAAGAUUGGCAAAACAACAACUUUGCACGUGCAUCGUGCAUUUUUGGUACACUUCUUUGCCGUCAUUGCACGCCGACGUGAUAAUGCCUAAUUUCACGUUUGUGGAGGACGUGAACACAAGGCGACGACUUUCGUUCGGCCACUCGCUUGGGACCUCUCCUCCAAACGGUAAAUCCUAGAUUAGCCUGCGUAGCAGGCGCUUGGAAGUAGUGGACACAAGAAAAAACAGGCGCGCGAGAAGGAGCCGACACGCGUGUCUCCCUCGCGCGCGCCCGUUCUCUCUUUCGCCCACUACUUCCAAGCGCCUGCUACGCAGGGUAAUCCUCGAUAGACCCUGUAAACCUAUUGCUGUUUUGCCGUUCUCGUUUCUUAAGCUCCCUAUUUCGAGGGGAAACUAGUGGUGCGGUCCUGAAAUGCCGGGUGUUUUCUCUUUAACUUUUAUUUUCUCAGCAAGGGUAACAGUCGCUCUUUUUUUUGCAGAGAAAGUAUGGUUCUUGUCCCCACGGAGGUUAUGGACUGGGACUGGAGAGAUUCUUGACUUGGUUACUAAACAGGGAUCACAUCAGAGACGUGUGUCUUUACCCACGAUUUACCGGAAGAUGUCGACCAUAA